Leishmania major strain Friedlin is the source of this 1956-nucleotide messenger RNA. RefSeq lists its product as hypothetical. The coding region runs from base 1 to 1956 and encodes 651 amino acids. Gene Ontology annotation, cellular component: nuclear chromosome. The transcript has a single exon. Gene Ontology annotation, molecular function: ATP binding; DNA topoisomerase type II (double strand cut, ATP-hydrolyzing) activity; DNA binding. NCBI's taxonomy places the organism in Eukaryota, Euglenozoa, Kinetoplastea, Trypanosomatida, Trypanosomatidae. The record is from RefSeq and is a predicted model, not a curated record. Gene Ontology annotation, biological process: meiotic DNA double-strand break formation; meiotic DNA double-strand break processing; reciprocal meiotic recombination.
AUGACGGACAGCUUUACCGAGGUUUCACCUGCUGUGGUGGCCGCCCAUAACGCAGAGGCGAUGCGCGAUGAGGUUCUCCGCCGCAUGGAGGUGUACGUGCUGGAGCUGCUGCACACGCUUCUCUCGCUACCCAUCAAGAGAGUGUUGCCCCGCGGCAAUGCGGUGGCCGCCUUCAACGAGGGAACGUCUGGUUCCUUGAGAAGACGCGGUCCGUAUGCCAUGCCGCGUGAGCAGCAGACCUCGACGCGCGCAGCUCGCGGUGCCAUUUCUGCAGUGCCGGUGAGUAUACCACCGGACGGGCGUGCGCACACGAAGGCGUCCCUGCCAGGCGACGAGGGCGCAGCGACCUGGUCAAGCGAUGGUCGACCAGUCACGAGCAGGCGCUCUUUGCAGACAGCUCGUCAUCAUCUCCUCAUCCUCACCGAGCUUUUUCGCAACGUUGGGCGCGGCGACGUGGCCACACAGCGCGAUGUAUACUAUCACCUCGUCCGCCACAUCCAGACGCAGGAGGUGGUGAAUCGCACCGUGCAGCAGCUCUCGCGUGUGCUGCGACUGCCGCGCCAGCUGAUGGGCGUGGUGGCGGGCGGACGCGGCUACAUUGCGGGCUGGCUCUCCUAUCGUGGGAGGAAUUUGCAGGGGGGUGGCACGGGGUUAGCAGCGGAGGAGGGUAUGCCUCUACCACUUCUAAGCGCAGACCUGGUCGUCUCUGUCCUAGGAGUCGUCGAGCGCGCAGCUGUCGAGGAUGAUGAUGGGCGCAGCGUCUCGGGGUUAGCGUCUUCAUCAAACUUGACGCACAGCCGCUCACUUCAGCAGUCGGCGUCAAGCCGUUGGACAACCACGGAGCAUCGCGACGUUACAAGCCGCUCAGCCAACAGCGCCGCCGUGGCAGGCUUUCAAGUGCCGCCGAAUGUGUGCGCUAUCCUCGUCGUGGAGAAGCACGCUGUCUUCGCCCAACUUCUGCGCGAAGGCCUGCCGCGACUGCUGCCGUGUGUGCUGCUUACAGCUCAAGGGUACCCGACCCACGCAGCGCGUCGGCUGCUUGCUCACUUGCACGCUGCACUCCCUCGAGCGGCAGUUGUCGGGCUCGUGGACUAUAACCCGCACGGGCUCGCCAUCCUCGCCGCGUAUCGCUGGGCUGCCACAUCUGAUGUACUUCCCGCUGGCUCGGCCUCUAUGGAGAGCCGCUAUUAUCCUGUUCCCACCCUUCGGUGGCUCGGCGUGCGCACGGCACAUGUGGUGCGCGUAAUGGAGAAGAGAGACAGCGGCGGUCCAAGCGCAGAGCACCCCUCGGCAGUGCAAUGCCCUCGUCUUCGCCACCACACACCAGCUCCUCUAGAGGCGAGUGUCAGGCCUUGGGAGGGCACUGGCAAGGGUAGCUGGGCACACAGCAGCGACAGUGCUGCCGCUAGCACCGCCAACUGCGCCUCAUCCGCUCCGCACACGGCGGGGAAGGCGGCCAUUGCCUCGCCACUGACCAGCAUCGCGCCUCUGCAGCACUUCACCCGCCGAGACGCCGUAGUGAUGAGACAUCAGAUCGAGCGUUUGGAAGCGCUCCUGCGCCCCGCAGCGUCGUCUCCAGCUGUGGGGAAAGACUUCGCAAAAGAGGUGGAGGCUGCGGAAGGGAGGCGUCGCGAUUUAGUCGAGCCUUCUUACAUGGAGCGCGCCUCAGUGGGCCUCAGCGCAGCGCCCCAAACCCACAGCAGGCUCUCGGUAGCUGACCUCGAGUGCCAGGCCGAUCGAGCUUCCCUGGUUGCCUGGCUGAACGAGGCGCGCGAGAUGCAACGAUGCAGCCUCAAGUGCGAGAUUGAGGCGCUCUACACUGCCCCCUACGCCAAUCGUUUCUUGGGCACCGCGUCAGUCGUGCAUGUGCACGUGCGGAGGCGCGGCGCCCAACCGCCGCCUUCGCAGUUUGCUGAGUGGGUCUGCGAACAGGUCCUUCGCCGUCAGUACAUCUGA